Messenger RNA from Eurytemora carolleeae, 1304 nucleotides. RefSeq names its product lachesin. Lineage: Eukaryota; Metazoa; Arthropoda; Copepoda; Calanoida; Temoridae. Gene Ontology annotation, biological process: synapse organization. The coding region runs from base 280 to 1107 and encodes 275 amino acids. The transcript is spliced from 11 exons. Gene Ontology annotation, cellular component: neuron projection membrane. The record is from RefSeq and is a predicted model, not a curated record.
CCCAGCGGAGAAACCCGUCCUUCAAGUUCCGAAUCCGGGGAGUCUAGUUUACACCAUUUAAUUCAAGCAGAGAACUAAAUAUAAGUGUUUUUGUAUUAUUUAGCCAGGCAUUGAUUGAAAUGUAUCUGUAGUGUAUUGUAUACUGUGAAAAUAUGGUUUCUCUUAAGCCUAUAGUUUAAAGACGGUUCUGCAUAGUUGUGGGAUUAAUCAAAAUCAAACUUCUCCAACAUCAAGAUAGAUCCUUAGUUUCAAACUUUAAGGUUGUUUACAAGAUACAGGAUGAUCACCUACUCUCCAGUACUCCUGACAACCAUCUGGGUUCUCCUGGUUCAAACCACUACAGGAGGUUCCCUGAGUUCUGACCUGUACCAAGAGAACCUAGAGGCUCCUCUAUUCUUGAACUCUAGUGAAACCUCUAUAGUUAGCUCUGUAGGGCAGACUAGUUAUCUCUAUUGUGGAGUCAGCAACCUUGGAGAUAGAGCGGUUUCUUGGAUACGGUCUAGAGAUCUAACAAUUCUCACAAUAGGAAUGAUUCGGUACACCAGGGACAACAGGUUCACAGCUAUACAUGCAGAGGGAAAUAAUUUCUGGGGACUAAAGAUUUUGAGUCCCCGAGUAGAAGAUUCUGGUUUAUAUGAGUGCCAGGUGUCCUAUCAUGAUGAUGUAGAGAAGAAGUUAAAACUACCCUUCACACUCACUGUUCUAGAAUCUAGAGCACGGAUACUUGGGAACCAAGAUAUCUAUAUGCGGGAAGGAAGUGCUGUAGAACUUGAAUGUGGAAUUGAGAAUAUACCUGCUCCUCCAGCCUAUAUAUACUGGUAUAAGGAGAACUCUGUAAUCAGCUACUCUGCGACCCAGGGUAUAGUUCUAAGCUUACAAAACUCCAACAAUACACUCAUCUCAAAACUAACCAUAAAGUCGGCUUCCCCAGCGGACUCUGGUAACUACACGUGUGCACCGGCCAAUGCACUUACAGACUCUGUAUUCCUAAAUGUUGUGAAAGGAGAAAAGCAGGAAGGACUCAGAGAGAGCUCAGACUCUUCUAAUCUUCAAAGGUUGGGUCCCGCCAUUCUUCUUUUUAUAUGCUUUGUGCCAAGCCUAUGGUAGACUAACGAUGUGUAUUAUAACAUCCUGAAUAAUAUAAUUUUUUUAAAUAUAUUCUUUUCUGACAGAUCACUUAAAAAGCAGAUUAGACCUUCCCCCCUCCACCUUCUAUUUAAUUGUAUGAAAGUAUUAAUAUUUGAAUGAAAAAAUGUUUUAAAAAUUUGAAUGCUUAUUGUUGUACAAAGGAAUUGAGUCUUUGC